CACUGGCGCUGCGGACACAUCCUCAUCUGACUGAUCAACUUUGACGAAGGUCUCAAGACAAUAAUGGAGAUGACCAAUGCCUCUUCCUAUCACAUCAAUACAACAGAUGUAUCUAGAAAUAAUGGCUCUACAAAUAUUGACAAGUAUGCGGAGCUGAGAAAGUCUCUCCACACCUUGUCCCUCGUUGUUUACUGUCUGGCCUUUGUCCUUGGUGUGCUCGGGAAUGGAGUGGUUAUCUGGGUGACCGGGUUCAAGAUGAAGAAAACCAUUAACACAGUUUGGUUCCUCAACCUGGCUGUGGCCGACUUCCUCUUCACAGCGUUCCUGCCUCUGAGUGUGACCCACAUAGCUUUGAAUCUCCACUGGCCUUUCGGCAAGUUCAUGUGCAAACUUGUCACCACUAUAAACUCCCUGAACAUCUUUGCCAGUGUCUACAUUCUGGUUGUGAUCAGUGUGGACAGAUGUGUGUCUGUGGUGUGGCCCGUCUGGGCCCAGAACCACCGGAGUGUACGCAAGGCGUCCUGUGUGAGUCUGGGUGUUUUGGUACUGGCUCUGAUCCUCAGCAUUCCGUUCUUCAUCUUCAGGGACACUGAGCCGUCAUCUAACAAUGACGAUAUCAUCAUCUGCUUCACCAACUAUGCUCUUUCUGAUGACGAUGAAACAUCGUCUGUGAAUCAGCUGGGACAGCUUCGUCAUGAGGCCAUGACCAUGACCCGCUUCCUCCUGGGAUUUGUUGUCCCCUUCACUGUCAUUGUCUCCUGUUAUGCUGUGAUAAUCCAUCGUAUCAGAAGAAACCGCACCCUGGCCAGCCAGUCAAGUCGCCCCUUUAAGAUCAUCGCCGCAGUCAUCACCACCUUUUUCCUGUGCUGGGCUCCGUAUCACAUCAUUCAUUUAAUUGAGAUGGUGAAUUUAAGGCCUACUAAUCGUAGUAUAACAUUGCGCCAUGUCACCAUUAUUGGUGGUCCUUUAGCAAAUAACCUGGCUUUUUUCAACAGUGUCCUGAACCCACUGCUGUAUGUGUUCAUGGGACAAGAUUUCAAGGAUAAAGUCUGCAAAUCCAUCCUGACUGUAUUGGAGACUGCCUUCCGGGAAGAAGUUUCUGGCUCUCACACCGACACAAAGUCAGCGGACACGAGUCGGAGCAGAGAGAUGUCAGCUCUUAAUACUGAAGUUUAAGUCUGUCCAUGACAUGAAGAAACAAAUGCUGCAACUGCACAAAUGUUUUUUCAUAAAUGUAGCUGAAUAUAAGAAUAACUUGUAUUGCUUUUAUCAAUAUAUGCUGUGUUUGUAUAUGUAGAGAGAAUAUAGACUGUAAAUGGCCUUAUGGAACAGAUUUUACUGAAUAUAGAAUCUACAUGGUGAAAUAUGUUUUCACACUGCAAGUUCAUUUUGUACAGCAUUGUCUCAACACACAACUUGCCUCUCACACCCACCUCAACCCAACUUUCUCUGCCAUUAAGACGUGAGAAAAAUUGGGCACAACGAUAAUCCCCACAGAAACCAUCUUUUGGUUUAUCUACACCAUUUUGGGAUGUAUAUUUUGCAUCAUUUCCUCUUUUGGUAUGUGUAGUAAUUUUCACAUGGCCAACCACCCUGAAAUGUUCAUUUCUCAUGGUGCACUGCAAAGCCACUGAUUCACAUUGAUCAACACUGUAUGUGGCAUCAUCAUAGAAACCUACUCAACUAAGUUUUGACUGAUACAUACCUACCGCAUUCUUUGAUAAACAUGUUAUUGUAUAUUUUUACUGUAUGUAAGCCUAAACUUAUGGUAGUUGCUAUGAGCGUGUUUGGUUCCAAAAGCAGCAUCCGUUUUUUUCCUGGCUUAGUUUGAUCU
Molecule: messenger RNA, 1834 nt
Organism: Sebastes umbrosus (honeycomb rockfish)
Lineage: Eukaryota; Metazoa; Chordata; Actinopteri; Perciformes; Sebastidae
Product: chemokine-like receptor 1
Exons: 2
Coding region: 64-1176 (370 amino acids)
Biological process (GO): phospholipase C-activating G protein-coupled receptor signaling pathway; positive regulation of cytosolic calcium ion concentration; complement receptor mediated signaling pathway
Cellular component (GO): plasma membrane
Molecular function (GO): G protein-coupled receptor activity; complement receptor activity
Source: RefSeq, a predicted model, not a curated record